AGGGUGGCUCCCGCCCCGGAAGGUUCCCAGACGGAAGUGGGGUACGGGAAGCGAUAGUUGCCAUGGAAGCCGCGGAGGACUGGCUGGUGGAAUCCUUGCGUUUGUACCAGGAUUUCCAUGCAUUCGACCUCUCAGGAGCCACUCGAGUCCUUGAAUGGAUUGAGGACAAAGGAGUCUUUGUUGCUGGCUACGAAAGCCUGAAAAAAAAUGAGAUUCUUCAUCUGGUGUUACCUCUCAGACUUUCAGUAAAAGAAAACCAGGGCUUAUUCCCGGAGAGAGAUUUCAAGGUAUGCCACGGAGGGUUUUCCGACAGGUCUGUCUUUGAUCUGAAACACGUGCCAAACACCAGGUUGCUGGUGACCAGUGGCCUUCCAGGUUGUUACCUGAAGGUGUGGCAGGUCGCAGAGGACAGUGAUGUCAUUAAAGCUGUCAGCACCAUCGCUGUGCACGAGAAAGAGGCGAGUCUCUGGCCCCGGGUGGCCAUCUUCUCAUCAGUGGCACCAGGGGUCCUCCAUGGGGUGCGGCUCAGCGGGCUGAAGGUCGUGGACCUGGCAUCCCAGAAGACCACGUACACCUCCGGUGUCAGUGACAGUGAGGAGCUGAGUAGCCUGCAGGUCCUGGGUGCAGACACCUUCGCCUUUUGCUGCACCUCGGGCCGGCUGGGGCUCGUGGACACCCGCCAGAAGUGGGCACCGUCAGAGAACGUCAGCCCCAGCGCUGGGUCCGGAGGAGGGAGGUGGUGUGCAGAAGUUGGGAGCAGGGGCAUUGCCAGCCUUUGCUCAGAUGGGCAGCUCUGUCUGCUUGACCCCCGGGAUCUCUGCCACCCGGUGAGCUCAGUCCAGUGCCCAGUGUCCUCACCGAGCCCUGACCCAGAGCUGUUGCACGUGACUUGGGCUCCAGGCCUGGACAACUGCUUGGCCAUUUCAGGUUUUGAUGCGACGGUCCAGGUCCAUGAUGUUACGUGUUGGGCCGGAACAGAGGGCCAGGCAGAACCUCUCUUCACUCACAGAGGUCACAUCCUCCUAGACGGUAAUGCGCCAGAUGCCGCUCCACUGGUCACCACCCACACCUGGCACCCCCGCAAACCAAGGACGCUGCUCUCGGCAGCAAGUGACGCGUCUCUGCACGUGUGGGACUGGGUGGACCCCCGGGCCUCCCGCUGACACCAGGGGUUUCUGCCAGGCCUCGAGGAAGAGGAGGAGCUGCUGUACAGUCAGGGUACUACUGGUUUGGGACUCAAGUGACCGCAGGUCCCUGUUACCAGCUGAGUGGCCUUGGGCAAGUAAACCGGCCUCUCUUAGCCCCAGUUUGUUUAUUUGUAAAAGGACAAUAUUAGUAACUGCCAUGUAGGGUUGUUGGGGAUUCAGAAGUAAUAUAUGAAAAAUCAUCUGGUAGGAUGAUUGUCACAGUAAAGAUUUGGUGGCUGUUCUUCACUCGGAGCAGUUGUGUGUGACAGGUUUCAAUCCCAUGGGCUUUCGGCACGUAGGCAUCUCACAGGCCUGAGAGAGACGCUGUCCUUACCUAAUGGGCUGUGGGAGGGAUUCUCAAGACCAAUGCUGACCAUACACAGUCGUUCCCUAGGUACUGACUUUACAGCCUAACCGCCACGUCAGCUGUGGCUCCCAGCAGUUGGCACAGUUGGGAGACUGUGUGACAUAGUGACUGAGACACCUGUGUCAGAGUCAGACAGAUCGGGGCCCAAGUCCUGUCUCCAAAAUGGACCGAAUCCUAGUAGCACCUCGCAGAGCGGCCGAGACGGUGAAAUGAGACCCUGAAAUAAAGUGCUCGGCAUGGCCUGGCCCGCUGAAUACUCAGUGAAUGUGCUGUUCGUGUUUUCCUUCUCUUCUGGACUGGAGGGCGGUGCAGCAGUGUUAAAGAGCAGGCUGGAGUCCGGGAGAGAAGUCCAGGGAGAAGGUCAUGUUCUUGGGGCGGAGUGUCAUCGAAGCAGGUGAGUGGGAGCCCGCAUCCUGGGCCGAAUCAGCUGGGAGGCCGGGACCGUGCUCACUAAAAAGCGAAUCUGCAAGUCCCACGCGGCCUGAUAUAGUCCUGACGUACUUGAUAGGAAUUUCCACCUUCGUAAAGAAUUUCAUAUCGAAAAGAGUGAAUUGAUUUAAACUAACCCACACCAGAUUUAUUUCCUGGCCACAUACAAAUUCUCAACUCAGAUUUCUGGGCUACAUCUUUGAAAGCCAUUUCCAGAAAUGGGCUCUUUGAAAAAUCUCCUCAGUGGCAGCAAAUUGACACCCUUUGAAGGGAUUGUUUUUGGAAAGCAGAAAUUGGGCAGAGCUAAGCAAGUCUCGCAGAUAAGGAAUGCACCAGGCUAGAUAAUAAGCACACUGCUGUCUGUCGGCUUUACUUAGCCUUCCCGUGUGCCAGACACGUGUGCAUUGCAGGAAGUACGUGGAUAUGAGGCUUUCUAAGGUAUGAAGACGGUCCGUAAAGCAAAACUCAAAGAAAGUCUUCAGUAGUGACAACAGCGUAUAAAGGCCACAGCCCAUCGAAGUGACUACUUUUGACAGACAGCACUUACUUGGGUAAGUUCUUUGUGUUCUUGAAAAAGACGUAAGAGUCAUUCUGUAAGUCUAGUUAGAUACAGUCAUGAUACAUGCAGAUUGUGCUUUGUUUUAUAAUUGUUGGGUUUCUGGAAAUUUGUGGGAAAACAUGUUUAAAUCCAACACACAGAGGAAACUAUUUUAAGAGGGAGAAGCUGAGUUUGGUUUAUUUCCAAGCACCAUUUGCCCUGUGUGUCAGUCCCCAGCAGGGACUCUGCUCUUGCAGGCGCCCCCAUGGUGGGGACCUGUUGACUUGCACAUGGCCUCCCGCGUGGAGUCUGGACAGCCAGUACAGACAGGCCCUAGUGGACUUGGCAGAGGCAGGUGAUAGAGAGGUAAACCUUCCAACCAAGGGUCUUCUGAGGCAGUGGCGUGGUUCUCAGUAUUGCUCUGGGUAGAUAUACAGAGAAGGCUUUCCUCACUGCGUCAUGCUGGGCCACAUCCAUAGUCCCAGUCCCAUUUUUAGGAUAAGUAUGAGCCGUAAGGCUCUGCAGCAGCCCUGCUGGCAUUGGAGUAGUUCUGCUGUGCAAAAAUUCUGUUUAGGUUGAAUUGAAAUUGCUGGUUUUAUAGAUCAGAAAUGGCAACAUCAUGUGGUUCAACCUAAUAUGUUGAGAGGAAGAGUAGGUUAUGGUUUCGAAAGUCAGCCUCUAGCAGUGGUCUUUUCUCCUUUUCCCUCCCCUAAACAUAAGAGAGUGCUUUCCUCUCAAUUAACUCCAUGUAAAUUCUGAGAAAAGGGAUGUAGAGAAAUGUAGACGUGUCCUGGCCCCAACCCUCCC
This is a messenger RNA of Rhinolophus ferrumequinum (greater horseshoe bat), 3328 nucleotides long. It is a transcript of the gene WDR73, whose product is annotated as WD repeat domain 73. The coding region runs from base 63 to 1163 and encodes 366 amino acids. Lineage: Eukaryota; Metazoa; Chordata; Mammalia; Chiroptera; Rhinolophidae. Gene Ontology annotation, biological process: cytoplasmic microtubule organization. The record is from RefSeq and is a predicted model, not a curated record. The transcript has 8 exons. Gene Ontology annotation, cellular component: cytosol; spindle pole. Gene Ontology annotation, molecular function: protein binding.